Molecule: messenger RNA, 105 nt
Organism: Phytophthora nicotianae INRA-310
Lineage: Eukaryota; Oomycota; Peronosporomycetes; Peronosporales; Peronosporaceae
Exons: 3
Coding region: 1-105 (34 amino acids)
Source: RefSeq, a predicted model, not a curated record
AUGGCAGGCACUGGCCGCACUUGCAAGGUCGAAGGAAAGUGCAAAUGCAAGAUUUGGGGCUGCACCGCCACUAAGCGAUGGCACAUCUACUACAAUGGGUACUAA